Ixodes scapularis (black-legged tick) is the source of this 1710-nucleotide messenger RNA. RefSeq names its product 4-coumarate--CoA ligase 1. Lineage: Eukaryota; Metazoa; Arthropoda; Arachnida; Ixodida; Ixodidae. The record is from RefSeq and is a predicted model, not a curated record. The transcript is spliced from 11 exons. The coding region runs from base 41 to 1648 and encodes 535 amino acids. Gene Ontology annotation, molecular function: CoA-ligase activity.
CAGCAAGAGCUAUAGAUCUCUCGUCUGUUGAUUGAGCACCAUGGAACGCCACGUCCUGCGCUCGCCCUUUUCUCGACACCCGCUGGACACUGAACAGAACUUCGGAGCCUUCAUACUGGACAAGCUCCGAGCGUACCCCCAUUCGAGAUUCGUGAACGGCAGCAGCCACGCGAGCUGGAGCUACGGCCAGCUAGCCGGCCAGGUGCGUGCCGUGUGCGGAGGCCUGCGGAGGCUGGGCCUGGGCCUCGGGAGCACCGUCUUGCUGCUCAGCCACAGCGGUGCCGAGCUGCUGCCGGCCAUGCUUGGGGCCGCCUGCGCCAACGUGGCCGUCACUUUCGGGGACCCCGACUUCGGCGUCGAUGUUAUCGUCGACCGGAUGGAGCCCCUGCAGCCGGACGCCAUUUUCUGCGAGCCUAACGCCUUGGCAAAGGUGCUGCGGGUCCAAAAACGACUCAGAUCCGUUAAGCACGUAGUACUGCUGGGCGGCACCGGAGAGGCCGGUGACAAGACGCUUUCCUGGAGCGAGCUUCUGGACUCAGGCGACUCCGAUCCCCCUCCGUCGCCCGAGUACGUGGCGGGGCAGCCGUGCUGCCUGCCGCUCACAAGCGGAACCACGGGCAAACCCAAGGCGGUGGUACACACGCACGAGUCCCUCCUCGCCAGCGUGCAGGCUGCUGGGCACCCGGAUCAGCUGUCGCUGGACGAGCAAGACGUGCUGGUGUGCACGAGCAUGCUGAGCCACAUGUACGCGCUCAUGGUCUGCGUGUGCAAGGGAAUCGUCCAGGGCGCUUCGACAGUCUUCCUCCACUACCAGGCCAGCACGGAAACCCUCCUCGAGGCUCUUCAGAAAUACCGGGCGACGGCGCUGAGCACGGUGCCGUUUGUGGCGCAGAAGCUGCUCGCCCACCCGCACCUCGACAGCUACGACCUUAGCUCGCUACAGCAUUUGACCACGGCCGCGACACACAUCUCCACGGACAUUGCCAGGGCGCUUUACGACAGACUCCAUCUGACGAGCUUCACUCAGCUGUACGGCCAAACGGAGGUCCUCUUUGCCACUGCGGGUAGCUACGGGAAGCCGCCCAACUUCACGUCCAUAGGCCAAUUGGGCGCAGGACUCGAGGCUAUGAUCCGAGAUCCCGAGACCGGAGAGGUGCUGGGUCCUGGUGAGCGGGGCGAGCUGAUGCUGCGAGGACCAGGGCUGAUGCGGGGAUACUGGCCUCUCUUCGACAAGCCCGUCACCGAUGCCGACGGCUGGUGGGGCACGGGUGAUCAGUGCUACAGCGACGAGCAAGGCUGGCUCUACCUGGUACAACGCAUGAGCGAGUUGAUUCAUAUCCGCGGUGAGAAGGUGGCACCCGCUGAUGUUGAAACCAUCCUGCUGCAAUGUCGCGAGGUGGCGGACUGCGCCCUGGUGGGCGUGCCAGACAAAGAGGCGCAGCAGCUACCACACGCCAUCAUUGUUCCUAACAAUCACGUCGGAAAAGACCACUUCGUCAAGUUCAUGGAAGAAAACGCGCCGCCAUACCUCCACUUGAAAGGUGGCGUCACACUGACAGAUGCCAUCCCACGCAACAGACUCGGCAAGGUGGUCCGCCGGCAGCUGACCGAGUGGGUGCUCCGGCAAUCGAAGCACGAGCGGCAGUAGACCGGGCUCAUGUGACACAUGCCACCGACGGCUACCGCGUGCCCAAUUCCGAAUAAUUGGGA